UAGUCCUUCCCAGUUUCCUCGUAUAAGAUCGAGUACAAAUCCUUAACUUUAAUUUGUUUGCAAUUCAUUCUAACAACACAAAGUUGUAAUGGAUUGGGAGGCAGAGUCUUACCCAGAGUACCAAGAUUUGAUUUAUAUUCUCUUCUUUGCUCUCUUCUUUCCCAUCCUUCGAUUGAUACUCGACAGAUUAGUGUUCGAGGCAUUGGCUAAGCGCAUGAUUUGUGGAAAGGACGCGAAGGUGAUCAAAGGCAUAAAGAGGAAGAAGAUCAACAAGUUCAAGGAGUCGGCAUGGAAAUUUACAUAUUUCCUAUCUGCAGAAAUAUUUGCACUUUGUAUUACUUAUAACGAGCCUUGGUUCACAAAUACUCGACAUUAUUGGGCAGGACCUAGAGAUCAGGUUUGGCCUGAUCUCAAAAUCAAAUUAAAGCUGAAAGGAUGGCACAUGUAUGCUGGAGGGUUCUACUUAUACUCCAUAUUUGCAUUGCUCUACUGGGAAACAAGACGCUCUGACUUUGCUGCCCACAUGAUUCAUCACAUAACAUCACUAUCACUCUUUCUCUUGUCUUAUAUUUUCAGGAUAGCACGUGGUGGAUCAGUGGUGGGAAUAAUUCAUGACGGAAGUGAUGUACUAAUGGAAUUUGCAAAGAUGUCAACAUACAGUGGAUUUCAUACUAUUGCUGAUAUUUCCUUCGGUUUUUUCGCAUUGUCUUGGCUAUUACUUCGUCUAAUCUACUUUCCUUUCUGGGUUAUCCGGAGCACAUGCUACGAAGUUCUUUUCAUAGUGGAUAAGGAGAAACACCACAAUAUAAAUGGAAUCAUACUUUACAUUGUGGUAAAUUCAAUGCUGAUAUGCUUGCUGGUUUUACAUAUCUUUUGGUGGACACUCAUUUGCCGGAUGAUUAUAAACAAACUAAAAAAAGGCCACGUUGAUGACGUCCGAUCUGAUUCUGAAUCCGAUGAGGAUGAACACAAACAGAGCUGAUCGGUCAGUAGCUAAGAUCCAAACUAAUUUUUAGCAUUUCUAGCUUGUAGAGGCAGCGCACUAACUGAUGUUGAUGAACACUUAAAACACUGGCUGUUUGCAUUGCUAUUUCUUAUCGUUUCAUAAUUUAUAUUUUUAACUAUGUCGUAUUCGUAUAGCAUUAUAUUACUCCUCUACUGUAUUGUUGAAACAAUGUUUCCAUAUGUUGUGGGGUAUUGUUUAUUGCAUUUGUUGUUGUUCAAUAAGAGGAGGAGUGUCAUUAUUGUUCUUGUU
Lycium barbarum (goji berry) is the source of this 1255-nucleotide messenger RNA. Its product is annotated as alternaria stem canker resistance protein 1-like. Gene Ontology annotation, molecular function: sphingosine N-acyltransferase activity. NCBI's taxonomy places the organism in Eukaryota, Viridiplantae, Streptophyta, Magnoliopsida, Solanales, Solanaceae. The coding region runs from base 89 to 982 and encodes 297 amino acids. The transcript is spliced from 6 exons. The record is from RefSeq and is a predicted model, not a curated record. Gene Ontology annotation, cellular component: endoplasmic reticulum; membrane. Gene Ontology annotation, biological process: ceramide biosynthetic process.